GGGGUAAUGGCUUCUAAUUUCCUCUGUUAGUUGGACGGGUAUUUUGCUCUGGGUCGCCAUGAUUUUUUGGGGUCGCUGGAGGAGAGGGACAUCGCGAUUUUUCUUCUUGUUGUAUGUCCAGGUGAGCAAAAGUUUCAAUUUUUCCGCUGUUCAGAUUUUUCAGAUGUAUAAUGUAUGGGAGUAUGAGGAUGUGUCCAGUUCUCCAUACUGGACAAGGGUUAUGAUGAUUUCCUUGUGGGUUGUUCCGUCCGUCUUGGGCAAAAUUGUUCCUCAGUCCAAUCCCAGAUCUCCAAGAUGUCCCGGACCUCAGAGAAAAGGGAAAGUGGGAGACAACCGAGAGAAGACCGCAAGAACAGGCAUGGAAUUGAAUAUUGUUAGUGUCUUGUGUUAUAACAUUUGGGCUGGAGACAAAAGCAUGUACACUGUGCAACAAUAAUUAUGCUGAAAAUG
Dicrocoelium dendriticum is the source of this 450-nucleotide messenger RNA. NCBI's taxonomy places the organism in Eukaryota, Metazoa, Platyhelminthes, Trematoda, Plagiorchiida, Dicrocoeliidae. The record is from the annotation of a GenBank genome assembly.